GACAGUUUGUUAAGUGCCCUACGGAACUACGUUAUGGGCUACUCAGGACCAGUUUUCGAAAAUGACUACCAGACAGCUGUCGUCAGAGCCAAUCUUGCCGCAAUAGCGUUUGGGCCGAAAGCGGUGCGCCGGGAUGAGACGCUCUUUAACGACCUCCGUAAUAUGACCCUUACACGGGACGAGGGCGCCCCCAUCAAGGUGUCGGAAGCGCAGAUUGCGAAGUUCCGGGAACGAAAGGAUAUCGCCAAGCUCCGCGACGAGAUCCAGCAUACAACCGACAAGCUUGAGAAGAGCAGGCUUCGCGGCCAAAUCAGCAGCAUCCUCGAGACUUGCAAAAGGCUGCAGCUCGAACAGGAUCGACAGGCCUACUUCAAGGAGGCGGACCGAUUGCGUCUCCAAGGUCUUGAGCCGACCCCAACGCCCGGCAUGGGGGGCCCGGGUAUAGCGGCUCCGGUGGCCGCCUGUCUAUCGCGGUGGAGACCGUAGGACGAGGGCGAAUUGCCGCCGAACGACACAAGCGUAACUGAGCAGUAUAUCGAUGCGCAACUGCUAUACCUGUCGUCUACCGUAACUACAGCUCGUCAGCAGGCUUCAGAGGCAGCAGCACCCUCUAAAUCGCAAGGAAAAAAAUCCUGUUGUUUCGCCUGCUUCAAAGGGUUUAUAACACGCUCUGCCCUUACACGGCACUUCCAAGACACCUAUCUUGUCGACGGUACAUUUGACAACCCUUUCGCUUGUCCCCGGUGCAGGCACGCCAGGGCGGCAGAGGUUGUCGUCCACGGUCCAGCGCAGUGGUGCAAUCACCUCGAGCAUACCCAUGGCCUAAUCCAUAUACCAAGAUUCAAUCGAGGU
Thermothelomyces thermophilus ATCC 42464 is the source of this 852-nucleotide messenger RNA. RefSeq lists its product as uncharacterized. Lineage: Eukaryota; Fungi; Ascomycota; Sordariomycetes; Sordariales; Chaetomiaceae. The coding region runs from base 34 to 486 and encodes 150 amino acids. The transcript has a single exon. The record is from RefSeq and is a predicted model, not a curated record.